ACCAAAAGGCAGAACACUGUUAAGAAUAGAGUAGAGAGGCUGGUCACCAAAUGAGAGCAGUGGUAUUCUGAAAGCUGAGAGAAGAAAAUUACAAGAAUGUCUCAUGACCCAAAGAAGUUGAACAAGAUCCAAGAGGUGUUCAUUGGACUGACAAUUAGGAAAUGGAAGCAGCGGCAACAGUGCUUAAACUAGUGCUUCUUAGAGCUGAACCAAAGACCAUAAUUCAAAUGGGAAGCUUUGUCUACCAUACUGUCUUUAUUGACGGAAUCACUUACCUAUGUGCCUCAGACAAUGCCUUAGAUACUGUAACACCAUCUGCAUUUCUUAAAAAUGUUAGUGAGACUUUUCUGAGAAAUCCUUUGAUGUCACAAGAACAUUUUUCUCCGUCAAAUGCAGUUGCUACAGAUUUUCAACAAGUAUUAGGAAAGUAUAUGAUGAAAUACAAUAAAAAUCAAGAGGACAGCUUGAUAUCCGCACUGAAGAGUCAAGUAACUGAUGUAAAAAAUGUUAUGACCCAAAAUAUCGAUAAAAUUUUGGAAAGAGAAGAAAGAUUGAAUAUCUUCACUGAUAGAACAGAUGAUCUGCAAACAACUGCCAAAGAAUCCCAAAAAACAAGAAAGAUUCUUGGGAGGAUAUGGUGGAAACACUUCAAAAAGAUUAUAGUCAUCACCAUGGCCAUUCUCCUUUCAGUCAUCAUCAUUCUUUUAAGUACAAAUGUAAUACCAACUUGACCCUUCUCCCCAUCCCCAGCAGGUACCAAUAAAUUGUUAUAUGUAAUUAUAGAGUUCUACAA
Molecule: messenger RNA, 793 nt
Organism: Balaenoptera ricei (Rice's whale)
Lineage: Eukaryota; Metazoa; Chordata; Mammalia; Artiodactyla; Balaenopteridae
Exons: 6
Coding region: 162-731 (189 amino acids)
Biological process (GO): vesicle fusion; exocytosis
Cellular component (GO): membrane; SNARE complex
Molecular function (GO): SNAP receptor activity; SNARE binding
Source: RefSeq, a predicted model, not a curated record